AUGGGGGUUCAACCGCAGCCGCCUCUGCUCCUCUCGCAUUCGGCACGCAUUCGAAGCACUGGUCACGAGGGUUCAACCGUAACCGGGCACCUGCCGGCCACUGGCAUAGACAUGUUCCUCCUAACUCUCGUGGCGGCCUCCCCCCUCCCCCGCCCCCGGCCGCACGCGGCGGCCUCCCUCCCCUCCCCCGCCCCGGCCGCUCCGUUCCGUGGCCUCCCCCCUCUCCCCCGCCCCCGGCCGCGCGCGACGGCCUCCCUCCCCUCCCCCACCCCGCUGCCGCGUUCGGCGGCCUACCCCCCCUUCUCCAUCCCCGGCCGCGAGCGGCCAUUCCCCCCCCCUCCCCCCCACCCACCCCCCCCUCUCUCCCGCCCCCAGCCGCGCACGGCGACCUCCCCUCCACCCUGCCCCACCCUCAGCCGAGAGCGGCGGCCUUCCCCCCCCCCCCCCUUCCCCCGCCCCAGGCCGCGCACGGCGGCCUCCCCCCCCUCCCCCCUUCCCCACCCACGGCUGCGCGUGGCGGCCUCCCCCCCCCUCCCCCCGUCCCCCGUCCCUGGCCGGUGGCGGCGGCCUUCCCCCAACACCCCUCUUCGGCCCCCAGCUGCGCGAUGCGGCUGCGCACGGCGGCCUACCCCCAACCCCCCUCCUCAGCCCCCGGCCGCCCGCGGCGCCUUCCCCCAAUCCCCCUCUUCGGCCACCGGCCACGUACGGCGGCCUCCGCAGUAG
Molecule: messenger RNA, 723 nt
Organism: Closterium sp. Naga37s-1
Lineage: Eukaryota; Viridiplantae; Streptophyta; Zygnematophyceae; Desmidiales; Closteriaceae
Source: the annotation of a GenBank genome assembly